AUGGGAAUGAACACAGAUAGGAUUAAUGACAAUAUCAUCCCUGAGUCUUCUUUGUUGACAGGAAUUGAUGAACAGUCAGCCUGGGAGAUGCUGGAUAAAUAUGGAACAGAAGAAAAGUGUGAACAUGGAGAAGUGAGUGUUUAUGACAAGGAAUUUGUUCAGGAAGAAAAAACAGAGGAGGUAGAUGUUCCUCCUGUGGAAUCCAGUGUUGAUCCUGAAGACUUAAUUAACAGCAGCCCUAGUCCUUUAAUGACCACACCCAAGGCAUCGACUCGUGUUCCCAAACACCCAGCGGCUCGGGUACUGGAGGAAAAUCUGGAGGAGCAUGGGGGUGUAAGGGGAAGUAAUAAGAACAACAGUGAUGAAACUGACGAAUUGAAAUACUACGACGCUUACGAAUAUCCACCUAAGAAGGAUGGUAAAGAAAUGACAGAGGCGAAAUCUCCGGUUGAUAACAAUAUUGUACAUCUAGUCCAGGAACAGAGCAGCAAUAAUAAGGUGCUAAAAUACUCACAGUCUGAUGUGAACAAAAUAAAGCAGGAGUUAGAGCUGGACUUUCAGGCUCGACUCCUAAACAAGGAGAGAGAAUGGAGCCAGAAACUGGGGGCUCGGGACAAAGUCAUAACGGAGCUACAGGAACAAAACAAACUGUACAAGGCAACUAAUGAGGACAUGAGGGCAGUUGUUGCUGAGUUUGAAAAGACUAUUGCCCAGUUACAUAGUGAAAAAGAGAGAUCGGUGAAUGAAUCCCAGCAGACGUUUGAAGAAGUUGUCAAGGAGCGAGACCAG
Molecule: messenger RNA, 789 nt
Organism: Saccostrea cuccullata (small rock oyster)
Lineage: Eukaryota; Metazoa; Mollusca; Bivalvia; Ostreida; Ostreidae
Product: transforming acidic coiled-coil-containing protein 1-like
Exons: 10
Source: RefSeq, a predicted model, not a curated record